AUUUGGAUUAACUAACUAUCUCAUUGAAGAAAAAAAUAAUUCAAAUUCAAAUAUUUAAAACACAAUUCCGAGAGGAUAUCCUUCACAAUCUGAUUCGCAAUUCAAACUUAUUAGAGCUCAAUUCUCAGUUACAGUGUCUUUUAACAAAUCAUUGUUGGGUUUAGUUGCCGUCACUGUUCACACGCUUCUUCUCCGUUCUUGAUCUGAUUAGGGUUUUGUGCGAUAGUGUUAACGAAUAUGGCGGCGGCGCCGUCGAACUACGAGUACCCGACGCUGAAGCGGUCAGAAAUCAUUCAAAUCCUAGCACAAUUUGGUAUUGCAUCCAUAUCGGAGAAUGACAUCACCAACCCCAAAUCCGUCGUCGUUUUGGAUAUCUAUAGCCGCACACUCAACCACCUUGGUUUUCUCCUCGAGGAAAAUGAAGAACAUCUUGACUUCGAUGUCCUACAGCAUCUUGAUGAUCCCGAUCUUCACCUUGGAUCGGUUCGCGUUUUGAAGCUAUGCAACAAAAUCAAGGAAGUGCUUCACAUUCUCCAAUGUCCCAAGAAAUUUCACUUGGGCGAUCUUGCCACACCCGAGCCUUCUCGGACGGAGUACUUCCUCGGUGCUUUUCUCAAUUUCUUAGUCGACAGGGAUGUAAGAAUGAAUUCGAUAUCAGAAAUUGUAGAGGAAGUCGGCACUUUAGAACAGAAGAUAGUGGAGAUUGAAGAGAAUAACAUUAUGCAGUUGAAUUUGGCGAUUGAUGAAUGCAAGCAAGGACGAGAAAGGGAGAUGCCUUUAGUUGAGGAGGUGGAUAAAAGCGUUAGAGAGUUGCGACAAACUGUUUCAGACAUGAAUAACAAACAGAUGUCCUUAAGGACUAAUUUGAAGAAAUUGAAGGAGAAGAUUGUGGAAAUGGAUGAUAAGAUUUCUGGUGCUCAAUUUAGUUUGGUACAAAGUGUUCAAGAGAAUGCAAAUUUACGUUCGAAAAUUGCUCAAUCACCAGAUAAAGUACAGAGGGCUUUAGAGGAAAAGAAAAUAGCUCGAGAAGAGGCCAGAAAUGCUGAAAGAUUAGCCAUGCACACUUUCCAUGAGAAGAAUACCCUUAUCAAUGUUUUUUCCAAGGUUAACAAGAAAAUGUCGAAGCAUUGCAAGCAGAUUCUGGCUAUAGAAGAACAGGUCAAUUCUGCUAAAUCUGUUGAAAAGAAUCUUAAAGCAUUAAAAGCUAAAUUUGGUGAUGAAGAAGUACUGGAGAAGUCACUGGAGGCCCAAUUGGUUGAAAGGCAAAGCAAAGUUGAGCAUACUGAAGGGUUGAAGAAGGAAUUGGAGAAAAAUUACAAUACCGUGAUGGAGGAAGGAGCUAAAUACCUAAGCAGUAAAAAAUCAGAGGUGGAAUCAAAGAGAUCUGAGAUUGAAACUAGAGAGAAAAAUGUCGAGAAUGUGUUAUCAAAGGUGGAUGCCAUAAACAGUGAAAUUACUUCAGUAAUAGAAUCUGCAGCAGCUAAAGUGGAUGAGUUGGAUAGUUGCAGAAGUGAGGUUGUCGAAGCGUUUCGUAAGUAUUGCGACAAGUUCGCACGUGUGGCUGAAUCUGGGCCAAAUUGGUCCAUUAAAGGAGCUGGAUUUGACAAUUUGGUUUCGAUUUAAUACGGGCUAGAUUUGGCCUACAAAUUUGUAGCACGUUAUCAUCAACACCCUGGUAGAAUCACAGAGCAAUUUAUUUUCCUUAAUUAAGGCAUAGGUGUAAAAGAUAUAUAUAGCUGUUAUGCUUGAUGGAUGUUCAAAUUAUUGUAUAUAUCUACAUUCCAACAUAGACACUACAUGCAAUGCUUUUUAGGUUUGUCUUCCGCACACCAGCUGCAGAUAUCGGGGUGACAUAGGAUUCAGGACUUGCAAUUUUAGCCGAUGAUACACUGAGUUAUUUUCCCUCUUUUAACCUUUGGUUGUAGAAAUGAGUUGUACAUAGACAUGCAUAAUGCAUAUGAUUGAGUUGUUUA
Messenger RNA from Lathyrus oleraceus (garden pea), 1973 nucleotides. Its product is annotated as kinetochore protein NUF2 homolog. Gene Ontology annotation, cellular component: kinetochore; Ndc80 complex. The record is from RefSeq and is a predicted model, not a curated record. NCBI's taxonomy places the organism in Eukaryota, Viridiplantae, Streptophyta, Magnoliopsida, Fabales, Fabaceae.